Molecule: messenger RNA, 3514 nt
Organism: Platichthys flesus (European flounder)
Lineage: Eukaryota; Metazoa; Chordata; Actinopteri; Pleuronectiformes; Pleuronectidae
Exons: 4
Coding region: 72-1889 (605 amino acids)
Cellular component (GO): chromosome, centromeric region
Molecular function (GO): DNA binding; chromatin binding
Source: RefSeq, a predicted model, not a curated record
UGAUGGCUGGUCGCUAGCUUCCUUUAGCCGCGGCCGAGCUCCGGGGUCCCGGGGCUGUUUUUAAACCCAACAUGUCGAUGUGCUGCGUGUCGAGCUGCGUCAACCGACCGUGCCGCAAAAGCAAAAUAAGGUUUCACCGGAUCCCGUCCGGGAACUUGCCGUCUCAGGCCAACAGGAGGAAGCUGUGGCUGCACGCGAUUCAACAAGCUAACAACAGCAGCGAGAGACUGAGCGGAAGUGCUCGUGUCUGCGGCGCUCAUUUUAUAUCAGGGGAGAUGUCACUGGACCACGACAAUGUGGACUUUAUUCCCUCUGUGUUCCCAUGCAUCAAACGGAUCCCGGAGGAGAACGUGACAGGUUUUAUGCCAAAAAAAAGUGGGCGCCCUAAAAAGGAGUACAGAGAAGAAGAAAUGAAGACUCCAGAAGACGAGCAGUCGCCUAUUCUGAUGGAAGAGUUUGAGGCACCGUACACCCGGUCAGCAGCAAAGGAAGCGGAAACAUUGAUUGAAAUGGCUGUGGCUGAAAAAGAAGCCAGCACAAUCACAUCUCAAACAACCUCCAGCCCAAACAAGACAUCCCCAUUAGUGCCAGCAGUCAGGAAUCCUGUCGUGGUCUUACAACCUCUAAUUUUACAAGCAGGUGGGUUUCAGUUCCAGCUGUGCAGCCGGAACCUCACCACUGAAUCUCAGCCUGUAGAAGACGAACAGCCGGAUGAGGAUGAAGAUGAGGAUGAAGAUGAGGAUGAAGAUGAGGAUGAAGAUGAGGAUGAAGAUGAAGAAGGAGAAGAACAGUCCUGUUCCUGUGGAAUUUGUGGAGUGCAAUUCACAAAUCACACCGGUUUCACCCAGCACCGGUGUAUAAAACCCGAGGAGACCAGCUUUCCGUGCAACAUGUGCGACCGGUCUUUAACUUCAUAUCAUUGCCUCAAGCGGCAUAAACUGCUGCAUGUCAAAGACGGCAGGAAGUGCGGCAAGUGUGGCGUCCUGUUCUGUCGACGUCACAAUCACACCCCAUUCCGUCCUGCUACUGACUUUAAAGAAGCGUCCUCCGGUGACGAGGUGCAAACGGUGGAGAGUAAAGUGAAACCAGAAAACGGAGGGCAGCAGAAGUCUGACCUAAGCUGGACACCUGGCGCCAUGACUGUAAAACCCAGAAGGAAAAUUGUUACAAUUGUGCCUAAACCUCCUCCUACUAUUAAUACUGUGCCUAAACCUCCUACUACUACUACUACAACUGUGCCCACACCUUCUCAUAGUACUACUACUGUGCUUACAGCUCCUAUUACCGCUACUACUACUGUGCCCACACCUUCUCAUAGUACUUCUACAGUGCCUACAGCUCCCAUUAUUAUUACUACUGUGCCCACACCUUCUCAUAGUACUUCUACAGUGCCUACAGCUCCCAUUAUUAUUACUACUGUGCCCACACCUUCUCAUAGUACUGCUACUGUGCCUACAGCUCCUAUUAUUACUACUUCUACCGUCCUUACACCUCCAAAACCUCAACCUUUAUCCAAGACCCACAAGUUCAAACCUACAGCGCCGGGCAAAAGAGUCAGAGUUAAAACACGCCCUGCACCUUCCUCUGCGUCCUGUCCCCCUCCACCAGUGCCCGGGUGCUCAAGCCACCCAGAUACCUCGGCUGCAGCUGUGCAACCUCCUAAACUCCCAUCCUCACUGAGGAUGUUUUCACCUCAGUACCUCACGUCGGCAUUACUUCAGGUUACAAGAAAUUACGAGUAUAUCCUAAGCAAAUCAAAAGGGGAUGUGAAGGUUAUUAAGGAGGAACCAAGUGAGCGGCCGAUCUCUCCCGUAGAGGAAAUCAUCGAGCAAAUCGUAGAGCCAGUCCCAAUCGGCAGAAUUGCUUAUGACCUGGAGAUUGUGGUCUGAUCGAAACCUAGUGGGGGAUGAGUUCUGUUUCUCACUUUGAGACACAGGCAUGAAUCUGUCCUGCACAUUGUUUUACUAAAGACUGUUUUGCAUCAUAAGGCCAAUAAGCUUGUUCUUUCAAACCCACUGGGGUUUGGCACCGACUACAACUAAAACAUAAGCUAACGUGGGCUUGUUGGGAAGGACCUACUGUUAUGGUCUACGUUGGCCACCUGUAUAUUUUGUAAUGGUUUUGUUCUCGUUUUAUACACAUCUGAAUGUACGACUUCACACUUUUAUACGUCCAUUCUUUGGCAUGUGUAGCCUUAACCUGGUUCAGAAUCUGAUACAUCUUAAUGUAAGUGACUGAACUCGUGCUGCUAUUUUUUUAUACAACAGAUUAGUUGAGAUUCUGUCACUUCUUAACCACUAGAGACGCGAGGCGAGGUUCUGUACUUUGUAAUAAACCCUUUAGUCUGAGUUAUAAACAGGCUUGAAAAAAAAAGGUCAUUACAUGGGGCAACUGGAGGACGUUUUCUAACACAGUUUUUUUUAUCAUAGAAAUGUUUAUAAAUUCCAGUAUUUGAGAGUUAAAAUCUUAAAAGUUGGAUGGUUGAGAUACUGAGUUAACAUGCUAAGUUAAUUAGCAAGACACUAGCUGCCUGUCUGUUGCAAGGCUGACGUUUAUUCACCGAACCUUCACAACAAUUCAAACGUAUAUUUGAACCCAAUAUUUUCAUUGACUGACCUUAGAGGCCUUAAAGCAGUCGUUAACUUACAAACUUGCUGGGAAUACUCUACGUUUUCUAAUCAACUUCAUAUAAGUUUAUUAAGUUUUAAUUUUUAUCCGUCUGGAAUUUGAGAGUACCUUCGGUCAAUCAAUAACUAAGUAUUUACGAAAUUAUUCCUUCGCCUCAUGCAGCGUUGAAGCAUCGAGGCCAAAUUUGGAAGUAAUUGAAAUUGCAAAUUAUAUUUUGUUUGCUUAACCUCACUUCCUUAGUUCACUAAAGUAGAUAAAUAACUAACCUAACAUGUAGAUGUAUCUCAAUGCAUUCUAACUACAUGGUGUACAAAUCAGGCUGAGUUUCUAUGGGACAAAGGAAAGAAUAUGGAAGAAACAAACUGAAAUAUGUCUUAACUGAAUGUUUAUAUCCAGAAAAAAAGCAACUGUAUGUUAUUUGCUGGGGUUUUGUUAUUGGAAGAAAUUCAGGGGGAAAUAGAUUUACUCGCAAAAUGUUUGUUUUUCAAGGUUUGUCCAGAUGGUGGCACUAGGAACAAUACCUUGGUGCUGUUCUUGGCCAUGAUCUCCCUAGUAAAACGCAUUAUUAAUCUCACCUUGUUAACUGAAGACAAAUAAAAUAAUAACUCUUAAAUCUUGCGCUCAAAAAAGGAGACUUAUUGCUGGCAUAACACAAAAUAACUUGCACGCCUACAGUAAAUACAAGAAAAGCUACAUUUACUGUCCCUGAUGGGUACAAGUACAUACACGUAGUAUAUUUGACCUACUGUGCUGCUGUUUACAAAUGGUGAGCUGUGGCAUUAAUGUCUGUCAGUCAGUGUUGCAGUCACUUUGCUGGAAAACAAUAUUUCAUGUUGUACUGUUGAUGCUGUUUUUUAUAUUUCUGAUGUGAAUUUAUAAUAAACAA